AUAAAUAAUAUAAAUAAUAACAUAAAUAAUGACAAUGGCCUGCUCAGAACCAGCUCCAAAGAGCAGUUGUUUUAGAAAUGAGGAAAAGCGGUGGGUCUGUUCGAUCUAAGUCUGGCUAACGUCUGUGCUAGUCGUAGUUUUGCAGACCCAUAAUGGACUAGAGAUAGCACUUUACCUUUGAUGACUCGGCAUAGAUUACUGAUCGCCCUAAUAUUGCUAUUACACCAAAGCAUUGUUUUGUCGUGUAUGAUGAAACCUAAACUAAUGUCUUAAAAAUAGAGAAGUCUUGGAAAGUUGCUGAAUUUUAUAAGUUUCAUCGGAGUGUGAAGUCACAGUAGCCUUUCUUCUAGAAUUUUACUGAAAAAAUCUGAAUGCAAUCUAAAAGGACCAUGGAAUUCCUUCUGUUAAUAUUAUCAUGCACUGUCAUGCUUUUCUAGCUGGCAAAAUCAGUAGAGUGUUUGAUACUGCUUUGAGUCAAGGAGAAGCAAACCUUGUGCAUUAACCCAGAAAAAGUCUGCACAUUGGACCAAAAUUCUGACAGAACAUUAGAUUUAUACCAAAAGGAUGGUACUUACUUAAACUCUUGCUAACACGUUAGUAAUUUCUGUUUGGGAGGAGGGGAAAUUUGGGUUAUUUUGGGAUUAUUAUUGCUGUAUCCUUUUUUAAUUGGUUUAUUUGAACCUAAUACUGUACUAUUGAUUUUCUUAAUGUACUUUGGCCUACAAUAGGAUGUGUAAGGCUUUAGAAGUAAAUGUUUAACUUGCUUUACCUUGCCAAAAUGUGUUUAAUGGAGAUACAUGAACUGUUUUAGUCAAAAACUUCCUCUUUUUUACAGUCUGUCAGUGGAUAUUUCCAUUCUGUAAUUUGGAAUAUGAGAUUUUCUUUCUUUCAUUUACUAAGGCAGAAUAAUUGUUAUACAGAGGUUUCCAUCAGAACAGGGAGAAGUCAUUUUACUGUUAAAUUGCAGCUGAAGUUCAUAAUGCUUAAAUGUUGUUUAUACAGAAUUUUUGUAUACUGUUUGUAGAAAUAGAAGUAUUAAAGUCGAGUUUUAACUAGAAAAAAUACAUUUCUAAUCUCAAUUUUGGAAACAGAACUUGUUUCAUUCUGUUAGAUACUAAGUGUCCAUUAUCAGUGGAGUAGUUACUGUCUACCCAUAGUUUGGGCUGCACCUAUGUAUACUGUUCAUGAAGUGUAUACCAUUUGCUGUAAGUAAAUUACUAUUAUUAAUGACACACCAAUUUUUUUCUCUGUUAUGUCAGGAGGUGUACUUCAAGAAUCUUUCAAAGCAGAAACAGAAGGAAGUCAUGGAGAAGAAUGGAAACAACCACAAACUUCGUGUUUGUGUUGCUACUUGCAACCGUGCUGAUUAUUCAAAAUUAGCUCCCAUUAUGUUUGGUAUUAAGGCAGAACCACAGUUUUUUGAGCUGGAUGUUGUAGUGCUUGGUUCCCACCUGAUUGAUGAUUAUGGUAAUACCUAUCGUAUGAUUGAGCAAGAUGACUUUGAUAUUCAUACAAGAUUACACACCAUCGUGAGAGGGGAGGAUGAGGCAGCGAUGGUGGAGUCGGUGGGCCUUGCAUUAGUCAAGUUACCUGAUGUCCUCAACCGCCUGAAGCCUGACAUAAUGAUAGUUCACGGGGACAGAUUCGACGCUUUGGCCCUGGCCACGUCUGCAGCCCUGAUGAACAUUCGCAUUCUUCACAUCGAAGGUGGGGAAGUCAGUGGGACCAUCGAUGACUCCAUCAGACAUGCCAUAACCAAACUGGCCCAUUACCACGUGUGCUGCACAAGGAGUGCAGAGCAGCACUUGAUAGCCAUGUGUGAAGACCACGACCGCAUCCUUUUAGCAGGCUGUCCCUCAUACGACAAGCUUCUCUCUGCCAAAAACAAGGACUACAUGAGUAUUAUUAGCAUGUGGCUAGGUGAAGAUGUCAAAACCAGAGAUUAUAUAGUUGCUCUGCAACAUCCUGUAACCACAGAUAUUAAACAUUCCAUAAAGAUGUUUGAGCUGACACUAGAUGCACUCAUCUCCUUCAACAAGAGAACUCUUGUCCUGUUCCCUAAUGUGGAUGCAGGAAGCAAAGAGAUGGUUCGUGUGAUGAGGAAGAAGGGCAUUGAACACCAUCCCAAUUUUCGGGCAGUAAAGCAUGUGCCAUUUGACCAGUUCAUUCAGCUAGUUGCUCAUGCUGGUUGUAUGAUUGGUAACAGCAGCUGUGGUGUUAGAGAGGUGGGAGCGUUCGGUACACCUGUCAUCAACCUGGGGACACGUCAGACAGGAAGAGAAACAGGUGAAAAUGUUCUUCAUGUUCGUGAUGCUGAUACACAGGAUAAGAUUCUUCAUGCUCUACAGCUGCAGUUUGGGAAGCAAUAUCCAUGCUCAAAAAUAUAUGGAGAUGGUAAUGCUGUUCCAAGGAUUUUGAAGUUCCUUAAAUCUAUUGACCUCAAAGAACCAUUGCAAAAGAAAUUCUGUUUUCCUCCUGUCAAAGAUAAUAUCUCUCAAGAUAUUGACCAUAUUCUAGAGACACAGAGUGCUCUGGCAGUGGAUCUAGGUGGAACAAAUCUCCGAGUAGCAAUUGUCAGUAUGAAGGGUGAAAUAGUUAAGAAGUAUACCCAGCUCAACCCUAAAACCUAUGAAGACAGACUAGCAUUAAUUCUAAAGAUGUGUGUAGAGGCUGCAUCAGAGGCAGUAAAUGUAAACUGCAGAAUUCUGGGAGUAGGUAUUUCCACAGGUGGACGGGUAAACCCUCGAGAAGGAAUUGUGCUUCACUCUACAAAACUCAUUCAGGAGUGGAGCUCUGUGGAUCUCAGAACUCCUAUAUCUGAUGCUUUGCACCUGCCAGUCUGGGUGGACAAUGAUGGAAACUGUGCUGCUCUAGCAGAGAGGAAAUUUGGUCAUGGAAAAGGAAUAGAAAAUUUUGUAACACUGAUUACUGGUACAGGAAUUGGAGGUGGAAUCGUUCAUCAACAUGAACUGAUCCACGGCAGUUCUUUCUGUGCUGCUGAGCUUGGGCACAUUGUCGUAUCCUUAGAUGGACCAGAGUGCCUGUGUGGCAGCCAAGGAUGUAUAGAAGCAUAUGCCUCAGGAAUAGCAUUACAGAGAGAAGCUAAGAAACUGCAUGAUGAUGAUCUGCUUUUAGUAGAAGGAAUGUCAAUGAAGGAGGAGGAGAUUGUCAGUGCUGCACACCUUAUUCAAGCAGCUAAACUUGGGAAUACAAAAGCAGAGAGCAUUCUCAGAACAGCUGGGACUGCACUGGGCCUUGGCGUUGUGAACAUUCUGCACACCGUGAACCCGUCUCUUGUGAUCCUUUCUGGAGUUCUAGCUAACCAUUAUGUUAAUGCUGUCAAAGACGUGAUAAAUCGACAGGCACUGUCCUCUGUUAAAACAGUGGAUGUAGUGGUCUCAAAUCUAGCAGACCCUGCUCUUCUCGGAGCUGCUAGCCUGGUACUAGAUUAUACUACACGUAGAAUAUACUAGAAGAAUUACAGAAGAAUUAGAGAAUUGGACUAUUCAAAUUCAUAAUGGGUGGAGGGAAUACUUUCUCCCAAAUUUUUCUUUGAUGAGAGCAGCUAAUGAAUCAGAGUAGUACUGAGUAGUUAGUGACUACUUCAGCAUUUCCUAAUUGACAUAUUAUCUUUUUGUAUUUUUCCUAAAUUUCAGCUGACUUCCUUGGAAGUAAUGUGCAAUUCUGGGUUUUUAAGCACUUCUGUUGGUAAGCCUAUACAUUACUUUUGAGUGUGGCUGAAUUAUUUAUGAGCAUCUCUUGCUGUAUGGGGAUAAUGUGUAUGGUAUGUAAAAUUAUUAUAACUCUUGGGGAUCCAUAUCUCAUUUCCCACUUACGUGAAAUGAGAAGUUUACCAGCUUUUCAGUUUCCAGGAUUUCACCCACAAAGUAAAUAUGAUGUAAUCACCAGUAGUAAGUAAUAAUUUUGGUGGGUGGAAAUGAGGACCUCAACAAUAAAAAAAGGCUACACCUGGAAUUUCCUUUUCUUGAAGGAUUUGGUAGAGGCAACCAAGUUUAUUUAUUAUAUCAUCUCUAAAGGGCAGAGUCCCAUUUUAGAAGCUUUGCAUAUGAAGGAAAAAAAACCUACAGUUUAGUGAGCUUACAGCCUGCAGAGGACUCCAAUCAAACUGAUAAGUAUAGCAGUGAGCAUCUUUGUCUUCUGGCUAUGGCCAGUAGUAAAUUGUUUGAAUUGUAAUCUUGGGGGAUUUCUCAAGAUAAUUAAUCUAUUACUUGCAGGGAGGGUGGCUGCUUAUUCUUUGGUAGCCAGUUAGCUGAAAUUCAGCCACGUGGCACAGCUGAUCAUAAAGAAUCUACCUUUUACUGCAGAGUGGCAUGGUGCAUCCCGUCAGUCAUUUGGGUGGCUGCAGGUGCACUGCUCUUGUUCUGCUUUCACCAUCAGCUCUUAGGAUGGAAAGUCAAAUCUGACCCUUAUCCUCACCCUCAGAGCAUUCAAAGGCCUAGGAGAAAAGUAUGUCAAAUACCAGUAAAGCCUUGCCUAAGUAAGCUGUGGUUUGUAUUUAAUGAGUAAUGAUAGUGCUGUCUUUAUCCAGCUGUUUUUUAGCAUACUUUCAAGAUGCUGGAGAAAUUGAAAAACCAACCCAUCUAUCAACUAAUCCAGAAAGAUAGCUCUGGAGGAACAGUCACAAAACUAUCCUGUUCUGAAUUUAAUUACUUAUUUUGACAUGUGACUCAACCACUGAUAUUCUCAGAAGCCCAGUAAUGCGUUAGUACAGGGGCUAUUUCCACACUUGAACUUCCAACUGAAACAAUCUUCUGCAACCAUUGCCCUGUGCUAUACAAUGAACUUGGACUGAAUAGUUCCUAGUACACUAGCUAACUCUGGGAUAUAAUCUAUAACAGACUGUUUUUAAUUCACUAUCUCUUUAACAAGGAGUGCUUACUGGUAAUUCACCUCUUUGGAGCAUUUCAGGACCACCAGAUCUCCUUCCUGAUGUCUCCAGGAGCAAUCAUGCAGUCUCUAUACCAUAGUUUUCUCCGACUUGGCAAAUAACUGGUUCUCAAUUGUUUGCCAAGUUACACUAGGCUUUAAGUAAAGGAGUUUUAGCUCCUUUUCCCAACAUAUCUUGGUUUACUUGAUGAUUCCCAUUACCUUCAAUACCAGAGCAUUAGUUCUAUGAACAGGCCAAGGAGGAACGGGCAUUUCUCUGCAGUGACAGUAGCUUAGAUCAGGAAUACUGAGGUUCUAACAGUGAGGAGGCCUGCCCUUUGAUCUUUCCAUCUCCUGCCAUCACAAGGAAUGCCUGGCUGGAAUGCCUGGCUAAAAGUGGGACCAGGCUUUUGCUUUCCAGACCCUCUGAAGCUGUGUAUUUUUGGUGUCUCAGACUCAAAAUGUUUUUCCAUCAGCUAAAGGGAGGGUGCAGGCACAGAAAAACCACAACAGACUAAAACACAGUUGAAAAGUUUUACAGCUUUAACGUCUAGUCAUGUUAAAAAAACAAUUCUUCACAUUAUUUUGAAAAUGCUUUUUUUGUCAAUUGGCCAAGAACUUGCUGCAUAUGUACAAGUGGUUUAUAAAAUCAGAAAGAAUAAAAAAAUAAUAUUUAAUAGUGUAA
Messenger RNA from Sturnus vulgaris (Common starling), 5572 nucleotides. RefSeq names its product glucosamine (UDP-N-acetyl)-2-epimerase/N-acetylmannosamine kinase (gene GNE). Gene Ontology annotation, biological process: UDP-N-acetylglucosamine metabolic process. NCBI's taxonomy places the organism in Eukaryota, Metazoa, Chordata, Aves, Passeriformes, Sturnidae. Gene Ontology annotation, molecular function: hydrolase activity, hydrolyzing O-glycosyl compounds; N-acylmannosamine kinase activity; UDP-N-acetylglucosamine 2-epimerase activity. The record is from RefSeq and is a predicted model, not a curated record.